Messenger RNA from Kockovaella imperatae, 1752 nucleotides. RefSeq lists its product as hypothetical. Lineage: Eukaryota; Fungi; Basidiomycota; Tremellomycetes; Tremellales; Cuniculitremaceae. The coding region runs from base 322 to 1722 and encodes 466 amino acids. The transcript has 4 exons. The record is from RefSeq and is a predicted model, not a curated record.
CUCUUCUUUAAAAAUUUCUUCUUUCGUCCGUCAUUCCAUUCUUGUUCUUGUUCUCGUUCUCAUCAUUGUCAAUCCACUGUGCUCGCACACAAUCCGUCAACGACCAUUGAUGAGCGUCUGACGAUUGACCUGGAUGGAGAGUUAAGAGCUAGACUGCGAGGACGGCGAGCACUGAGAAACCCUUCGAUGAAGAUCCUUUGAUAGGCCAAAAAGUCCGACCUCUAAUUGGCGCCUCUUUUUCUGGGGUUCUCAACCCUCCUCCAGAAGAGGCCUUCUUUGCUUGCUCUGUCUCUCUCGACUGCACACUUUUUGGAUACGACGAUGGAGGCUAGAAUCCCACCAGCUAGGAGACGAGGACCUAUCCUCCGUCAACGCCAAGCUGCUGCUGAAAGUUCUGGCUCCACUGAAGCUGAAGCAGCUCCCUCCUCCUCCGCCUCCCCUUCUACGACGACCACUUCCAAUUCUCCCCCACCGCCUUCAUCAAGUUCCACCACUACUACGACCAGCACUACCCCUAGCUCAUCUGAGCAGCCUCCGCCUUCAUCUAGCUCUACCCAGACAACUACAUCACAGUCUCCUUCUCCAACUCCAACUUCAUCCUCCACGACUACUCAAGCACCCACCUCCUCUUCAUCCCCGCCACCUGCUCAAUCGUCUCAAGUAACGACUUCACCAUCUAUAACACCGACCAGCAGUACUCCUACCUCGUCAUCUACAGAACCGACCACCUCUGCCACCCCCACAACUUCAGCUGGCCAAACCACUUCGGCCGCGGCUCAGUCCACCUCCACCACCCUCGUCGUGGUGACACCAUCAUCCUCCGGCAAAGCCAUCGAGAGCACCCUGACGUCAGCCCAAGGUGUGACGACAACCGAUGCCAGUGGUCACUUGAUCACUACCACGCCUGCGCAAUUCACCUCUGUUUUCACAACCGAGUCAAAUGGUCAGCCUACCACCGUCACUCUAGUUGUUCACAAUCCCACCGGGGCUCUGGACCAAGGCAGCAGUGGAGGAUCCUCGAACGCGUUCUUCAGCAAUACCGGAGCCGUCGCAGGAACAUUCGUUGUGGUUGGUCUAGUCGCCGUUGGUGUCCUCGCCGCCCUUGGUCUGCUAUUCUUCCGCCGUAGACGAAGGCAGAGACUGGAUCGAGAGGUUACCGCUGCUGCUGUAGCCGCCUCGUCCGGAGCUCACCGAUCGCCGCUGGACGAAGGUGACGGCAUGGGCCCAUCCUCCAGCCAUCAUAACAGCGACUCGUAUCCUUCUACGGUCAGCGCGCCGAUGGCUCAAUACGCCAAUUAUGGAGCCUCGUAUGCCCCUGCUGGCGGGUAUGAUCCCUAUGCUCAACAGCCUUACCGAGACCAUCCGGGUCAAGGACCGUUUGACACACCCAUUGGCUACCAUGAACACGGCUAUGCUGAUCCGCAUGGCGGAUACUCGGAUCACGCCGGUGCGUACGCUGGCGGUGCUGCUGCUGCUGCUGGUGCGGCAGCUGGUGCUGGUGCUGGAGGAUACGAAGGCAUGCACCAGGGUCAACAGGGGUAUUACUUUGAUCCGCGCGAUGCGGACUAUUACGCGGACGAGCAUGAACAAGAUCCAAAUCAGUACCACGCGCAGACAUAUGACGAUCCGUAUGGUGGGUAUUCAGGUGACAACAGUGGAGUAGGAACACCACAAAAUGAGAGGAGUGAUCCCCUUCAUAUCGCGAAUCCAUCCAAGCAUUAAUCUUAGGAUAAGGUCCCCCCCCCCCCCCCC